AUGGCCUCCAAGUCUUUCUACGCCCUUGUCGCCGGAGUCGGCCCUGGAACCGGUCGCGCUACGGCGUUGAGAUUCGCUCAAAAGUACCCCGUCGUGCUUCUCGCCCGUCGACCCGAGAGCUACGAAGAAGCUGUUGCAGAUAUCAAGAAGGCGGGUGGUCAGGCGAUUGGUAUCACGGCCGACGUUUCCGAUCCCACGAACCUCAAGAAUGCCCUUGCGUCGAUUGACAAGGAGCUUCCUGGUAGUCGACUGGCUGCCGCUGUUUACAAUGUCAACAGCGGUUUCGCCAAGAAGCCUUUUUUGGAGUUGAAGGUUGAGGAUAUUGAUGCUAGUCUCAAUGGGAGCGUGCGGGCAUUCUUCCACUUUGCCCAAGCUACACUACCUCUUCUCCAAAAGUCUGUUCCUGACUCUGAGUAUCCUCCAACCCUGAUCAUCACGGGAGCGACAGCCUCGAUCAAGGGCUCAGCUCAGUUCGGUUCCUUUGCCGCUGGAAAGUGGGCGCUGCGAGCUCUAGGCCAGUCUCUCGCCCGGGAGUUCCAUCCUCAAGGAAUCCAUGUGGCGCAUGCGAUUAUCGACGGUGUUAUUGAUAUUCCUCGCACAAAGGAUUGGCAAGUUAAUGAUGGUGCCGAGGAUGGCAAGAUUAAGCCAGAGGCGAUUGCUGAGACGUAUUGGUAUCUUCAUACCCAGCAUCGAUCUGCCUUUACGCAGGAGGUUGAUAUUCGGCCAUAUGUUGAGAAGUUCUAA
Molecule: messenger RNA, 744 nt
Organism: Fusarium keratoplasticum
Lineage: Eukaryota; Fungi; Ascomycota; Sordariomycetes; Hypocreales; Nectriaceae
Exons: 4
Coding region: 1-744 (247 amino acids)
Source: RefSeq, a predicted model, not a curated record